Messenger RNA from Pteronotus mesoamericanus, 6245 nucleotides. RefSeq names its product myosin VC (gene MYO5C). The transcript has 41 exons. Gene Ontology annotation, molecular function: ATP binding; actin filament binding; microfilament motor activity. Gene Ontology annotation, biological process: actin filament organization; vesicle transport along actin filament. The record is from RefSeq and is a predicted model, not a curated record. The coding region runs from base 128 to 5353 and encodes 1741 amino acids. Gene Ontology annotation, cellular component: cytoplasm; myosin complex; actin cytoskeleton. NCBI's taxonomy places the organism in Eukaryota, Metazoa, Chordata, Mammalia, Chiroptera, Mormoopidae.
UUGUGGAUCGCUGGAAAACUCCCGCAAGAUGGCCCAGCUCUAUUGAUACGGUUCCCGCGCACGGCUACCUGCCACGGAGCCUCAAAGCUGCAGGCCCAGGCCCCGAGCUGCCCUGCCUCUUUCGCACAUGGCGGUGGCCGCGCUGUACACGCAGUACAACAGGGUUUGGAUUCCUGACCCUGAAGAAGUUUGGAAAUCUGCAGAAAUAGCAAAGGACUACAGAGCUGGGGACAGAGUCCUGCAACUCCUGCUGGAGGAUGGAACGCAGCUGGAUUAUCCCAUCGAUCCCGAAUCUCUGCCCCCACUCCGCAACCCCGACAUCCUCGUGGGCGAGAACGACCUCACGGCCCUCAGCUACCUGCACGAGCCCGCCGUGCUCCACAACCUCCGAGUGCGCUUUGCAGAAUCCAAACUCAUUUACACCUACAGUGGAAUCAUUUUGGUGGCCAUGAAUCCUUACAAGCAGUUGCCAAUAUACGGAGAUGCCAUCAUCCAUGCCUACAGCGGGCAGAACAUGGGCGAUAUGGACCCGCACAUCUUUGCCGUGGCCGAAGAGGCAUACAAGCAGAUGGCCAGAAACAAUAAAAAUCAGUCAAUAAUUGUAAGCGGGGAGUCAGGUGCCGGAAAGACCGUGUCUGCUCGGUAUGCCAUGAGGUACUUCGCCACCGUCAGCAAGUCGAACAGUAACGCCCACGUGGAAGACAAGGUUCUGGCAUCUAACCCCAUAACUGAGGCUGUUGGGAAUGCCAAGACCACCCGCAAUGAUAACAGCAGUCGAUUUGGGAAAUACACAGAAAUCAGUUUUGAUGAAAGAAAUCAAAUUAUAGGCGCCAACAUGAGAACCUACCUGCUGGAGAAAUCCAGAGUUGUCUUUCAAUCAGAAAAUGAACGAAAUUAUCACAUUUUCUAUCAGCUUUGUGCAUCAGCGCAACAGUCGGAAUUUAAACAUCUUAAACUGGGGAGUGCGGAAGAAUUUAAUUACACAAGAAUGGGAGGCAGCACUGUCAUUGAGGGCGUGAAUGACAGGGCGGACAUGGCAGAGACCCAGAAGACCUUCACACUGUUGGGUUUCAAGGAGGAUUUUCAGAUGGAUGUUUUUAAGACCCUGGCAGCCAUCCUACAUCUGGGCAAUGUCCAAAUCAAAGCAGUGGGCAAUGAGCGAUCUACAGUUAGUGGGGAUGACAGUCACCUGGAGGUGUUCUGUGAGCUCCUGGGCCUGGACAGUGGCAAAGUGGCUCAGUGGCUGUGCAAUCGCAAAAUCGUCACGACCUCCGAGACGGUGGUGAAGCCCAUGACCAGGCCCCAGGCCGUCAACGCCAGGGACGCGCUGGCCAAGAAGAUCUACGCUCACCUGUUUGACUUCCUUGUGGAGAGAAUUAACCAAGCAUUGCAGUUUUCAGGCAAGCAGCACACUUUUAUUGGUGUUUUGGACAUUUAUGGUUUUGAAACCUUUGACGUGAACAGCUUCGAACAGUUUUGCAUCAAUUAUGCUAACGAAAAGCUGCAACAGCAGUUUAAUCUGCAUGUCUUUAAACUUGAACAAGAAGAAUACAUGAAGGAGGAUAUUCCUUGGACUCUGAUAGAUUUUUAUGACAACCAACCAGUUAUUGACCUGAUUGAAGCAAAAAUGGGCAUUUUGGAGUUACUGGAUGAAGAAUGCUUGUUACCACAUGGAAGUGAUGAAAACUGGCUUCAAAAGCUGUAUAAUAACUUCAUCAACAAGAACUCUUUGUUUGAAAAGCCCCGAAUGUCAAAUACAUCCUUCAUCAUCCAGCACUUUGCCGACAAGGUUGAGUAUAAAUGCGAAGGUUUCCUUGAAAAGAACAGAGACACUGUCUAUGACAUGCUGGUUGAAAUCCUGAGAGCAAGCAAGUUUCACCUCUGUGCCAAGUUUUUCCAAGAAAAUCCGGUUCCUCCUUCCCCUUUCAGCUCUGCAAUCACGAUGAAAUCUGCAAAGCCAGUCAUCAAGCCAAACAACAAGCAGUUACGGACCACAGUGGGGAGCAAGUUCCGCAGCUCUCUGUCCUUGCUCAUGGAGACCCUCAACGCAACCACGCCCCACUACGUUCGCUGCAUCAAGCCAAAUGAUGAGAAAUUACCCUUUGAGUUUGACUCCAAAAGGAUUGUUCAGCAGCUGCGAGCCUGUGGUGUUUUGGAAACAAUUCGCAUCAGUGCACAGAGCUACCCGUCCAGGUGGACCUAUAUCGAGUUCUACAGCCGCUACGGUAUCCUCAUGACCAAGCAGGAGCUUUCGUUCGGCGAUAAAAAGGAGGUCUGCAAAGCGGUCUUACACAGGCUCAUCCAGGAUUUUAAUCAGUACCAGUUCGGUAAAACCAAAAUUUUCUUCAGAGCAGGGCAAGUGGCUUAUUUGGAGAAACUCCGUUUAGAUAAACUGAGGCAGGGUUGUGUUCUGAUACAAAAACACGUCCGUGGCUGGCUCCAGAGAAAAAAGUUCCUCCGAAAGAGACAAGCUGCCCUGAUAAUCCAGCAGUACUUCCGAGGUCAGCACACCGUGAGGAAAGCUGUUACUGCAGCGGCCUUGAAGGAGGCCUGGGCAGCCAUCAUCAUUCAGAAGUACUGCCGCGGAUACCUCGUUCGCAGUUUGUACCAACUGAUCCGCGUGGCCACCAUCACCAUCCAGGCCUACACCCGAGGAUUCCUGGCAAGGAGGAGGUAUCGAAAGAUGCUGGAGGAACACAAGGCUGUGAUCCUUCAGAAAUAUGCUCGGGCGUGGCUGGCCAGACGCAGAUUCCAGAAUAUCCGACGGUUUGUGCUCAACAUUCAGCUUACUUACAGGGUCCAACGUUUGCAGAAAAAGCUAGAAGAUCAGAACAAAGAGAACCACGGGCUGGUAGAGAAGCUGACCAGCCUGGCUGCUGUUCGGGCAGGUGAUGUGGAGAAGAUUCAGAAACUGGAGUCAGAACUGGACCGAGCAGCCGCCCACAGGCAAAACUACGAAGAGAAGGGGAAGAGGUACAAGGCUGCCGUGGAAGAGAAACUGGCAAAGCUUCAGAAGCAUAAUUCGGAACUGGAAAUACAAAAAGAGCAGAUACAGCGGAAGCUUCAGGAGCAGACUGAAGAGCUAAAAGGAAAAAUGGAUGACCUCACCAAGCAGCUCUUUGAAGAUGUGCAAAAGGAAGAACGACAACGAAUACUUCUUGAAAAAAGUUUUGAAUUGAAAGCACAAGACUAUGAGAAGCAGAUCUGCUCUUUGAAAGAAGAAAUUAAAGCACUCAAGGAUGAGAAAACGCAGCUACAGCAUCAGCUGGAGGAAGAGCGCAUCGCUUCUGAUGACUUGAAGGGGGAAGUGGCCCGGCUGAGCAAACAGGCGAAGACCAUCUCUGAGUUUGAAAAAGAGAUAGAGCUACUUCAGACACAGAAGAUAGAUGUGGAAAAACAUGUGCAGUCACAAAAGCGGGAAAUGAGAGAAAAGAUGUCAGAGAUCACCAAACAACUCCUUGAAAGCUAUGAGAUUGGAGAUGUAAGAAGCAGGUUGUCUGUGGAAGAUCUGGAACAUUUAAAUGAGGAUGGAGAACUUUGGUUUGCUUAUGAAGGGCUCAAGAAAGCAACCCGUGUCUUGGAGAGCCAUUUCCAGUCCCAGAAGGAUUGCUAUGAGAAGGAGAUUGAAGCUUUGAACUUCAAAGUGGUGCAUCUAAGUCAAGAAAUAAACCACCUGCAGAAAUUAUUUAGAGAAGAGAAUGACAUCAAUGAAAGUAUUCGUCAUGAAGUCACCAGGCUGACAUCAGAAAACAUGAUGAUCCCAGACUUUAAACAGCAAAUUUCAGAACUGGAGAAACAGAAGCAAGAUCUUGAAAUCCGCCUGAAAGAACAAACGGAAAACAUGAAAGGAAAAGUAGAAGAAUUAUCUAAUCAGUUGAAUCACAGUCAAGAAGAAGACGGAAUACAACAACGGACCAAAGAAGCCCAGAAUGAAAUGCGCACCAAAGAGAAAGGGAAGCUGAUUGAUAAGAACCAAGAAAUGCAGGAAGCCAGCGAGCACUUGAGACAACUUGAAACUGAAAAUGAAGGAGGGAGUCGAUUCCGGCAGGAAGUAUCUCGUCUCAUUAUGGAGAACAGGGAUCUCGAAGAACAGUUAGACAUGAAGGACAGAGUGAUUAAAAAGCUACAGGAUCAAGUCAAGGCUCUCACUAAGACAAUUGAAAAAGCCAGUGACCCGCACCUGUCCUCAGGACCCAAGGAGUACCUCGGGAUGCUGGAGUACAAGAGAGAAGACGAGGCCAAGCUCAUUCAGAACCUCAUUCUUGACCUGAAGCCCCGCGGCGUGGUGGUGAACAUGAUCCCCGGGCUGCCGGCUCACAUCCUGUUCAUGUGUGUACGCUACGCAGACUCCCUCAAUGACGCCAACAUGCUCAAGUCCCUCAUGAACAGCAUCAUUAAUGGCAUCAAGCAGGUGGUUAAGGAACAUUUAGAAGACUUUGAGAUGCUGUCCUUUUGGCUUUCCAAUACUUGUCAUUUCCUCAAUUGCCUGAAGCAGUACAGUGGAGAAGAGGAAUUCAUGAAACAUAACAGUCCACAUCAGAAUAAGAACUGCUUGAACAACUUUGACCUAUCAGAAUACAGACAGAUUCUCAGUGAUGUGGCUAUACGAAUAUACCAUCAGUUCAUUAUCGUAAUGGAAAAUAACAUUCAGCCAAUAAUAGUGCCAGGCAUGCUGGAGUACGAGAGCCUGCAGGGCAUUUCUGGGCUGAAGCCCACAGGCUUCCGGAAGCGGUCGUCCAGUAUAGACGACACAGACGCCUACACGAUGGCCUCCGUCCUGCAGCAGCUGAGCUACUUCUACAGCACCAUGUGCCAGAAUGGCCUGGACCCCGAGCUCGUGAGGCAGGCUGUGAAGCAGCUCUUCUUCCUGAUCGGGGCGGUCACCCUGAACAGCCUCCUCCUGCGCAAAGACAUGUGCUCCUGCAGAAAAGGGAUGCAGAUCAGGUGCAACAUCAGUUACUUAGAAGAAUGGCUUAAAGAUAAGAAUUUGCAGAACAGCUUGGCCAAAGAAACUUUGGAACCUCUCUCUCAGGCAGCCUGGUUGCUUCAGGUCAAGAAGACCACAGACAGCGACGCCAAGGAGAUCUACGAACGCUGUACCUCACUGUCGGCUGUGCAGAUCAUAAAGAUCCUUAAUUCCUACACACCUAUAGAUGACUUCGAGAAAAGAGUGACUCCAUCCUUCGUUCGCAAAGUGCAGGCUCUCCUAAACAGCCGAGAGGACUCCUCCCAGCUGAUGUUGGAUACCGGAUAUCUCUUUCAAGUCAUGUUUCCUUUCACCCCUUCUCCCCAUGCUCUGGAAAUGAUCCAGAUCCCCAGCAGUUUCAAGCUAGGCUUUCUCAACAGGUUAUAGCAGGAAAAAGAGAGAGAUGCACUUUUCCCUCAAAAGCUAAAUGAAGGUCAAAUAUGAGGGAUGUGGUUUAUUAAUUGGAACUGGAUAACGCUCUCCUAUGAUUUAAGGAAGAAACUAAGAGUUCUCCCCAAUGGGCCACAUCUUCUCUCGCUCCCAGUGGUGCCAUUCCCACCGACAUUCUGUGAAAAUUAACGUGCCCCGGCUGCCGCCUUGUCCAGCCUGGGAAUCUCAGCUGGCUUUUACUAGAACUCUGGAAGGCUCCUAUUUUCUUCCACGUGUCUCUUGGCCUAGAUCUAUUUUGUGACAGGGCUCCACCCAGAGGGGCAUAAGAUUGGGGGACACAGUGUCUCCCAAACUUUCUAAGGUUCAUGUGAAGCCUGGGUGUGUUUACGAAGCCGCAGUGGAAUCCAGGACUGAGCCUUCCAGAUAGUGACCCCACUUGGCCCCAGAGCUGCUGGAAGUCCUCACCCUGCCUUUGGUGGGGAGGGGCCAGGGAGGGUGUGGUUCACUGAUGCUUUUUACUAAAAAUGCUCCUGCAUAAAGAAGUAUUUAUUAUUUCGGACCCCCUAAUUUUUAAGAGAAUAUUCAAUCUGAAAUGAAUCAUAUGAAGUAUUUUAUGUAUUUAUCUAUUUAAACCAACAUGUUAUCAUUAAAGCUUAAUUGACACAUGACUUAUCAUCUCCUCCAAAGCACAUUUCUUUAAACUUCGUCUGCCAACAUAUUUGCCAUCAUUUUUCAUUGUUUAAUGUCUUUCACAAAAUAACUUUUAAAAACUAAGAUUUAAAAGACAAUCUAAAAUUUAGAUUUAAUUUCGAAAACCAUUUAAUGAUUUUCUCUAUCUUAUCAGCAUUCAAAUAUGUUUUAAAAUUUCCUCAUAAAAAUAAAUGAAGAA